AUGGUUAGAUUAACAUACACCACCGCCGCAAUAGCCAGCGCCACCGCCCAAAUUCCUGGCCUUUUUCUGGUCAUCUAUUUCAGUCCUCCACAUAACUAUCCAUCGUCUUCUUUUUCUGAUGAGGAAUUGCUACGGCACAAAGGUCGUCGUCAAGUCAGCGCUAUCAUGAUAUUUCUCUUCACUUUCAGUAUGACUUUCCUGUCCUUUGCAUUGAGAAUCAAGGAUGAGAGAGGCAACAAAAGCGAACACGGAGACGCAUGGAAAGCGAAGACAUGUGCGGAGCUUGUCAUCGUCAAAACCGCACUCAAAAAGGAGAAAGAACGAGUAAACCGUAUCGAACAAGUCAUGGAGUCGCUUCAGGCACAAGUUGGUGUCUUGCGAGCUAGAUUGACAGUUAGAGAUGCAGAAGCUAGGAAUAAAUCCACAAGGGGACAGGCAAUGGAGGAUGAUCGCCAAAGGCAAACUGAAAUCUUGGUAACGAGAAUUAUAACCCAAGAGGCAAAAAUGAAGGAGGUUUGGGAGAGAUUAGAUGAGAAUGAUAGUUGUCACGAUGCUAUCGGGGUGUGGAUUGAAAAAUUGAAAAGCGAAGGAGAGAAGACAAAGGAGGAGCUCAGGAAAUUCGAUUGUGUUGAUAAAGAGAUAAAUGCAUUGUAUCAAUACUUGGUAAAGGAAGCCAGUAUAAUUCGAGAAUUCGCAAACGGUGAUCUCGAGAAGUUCAGAGUAGAUAUAGAGACUUUCAAGCGUUGUUGCGCAGAGGAUUUUCGAAGGAUACAUGGUGAUAGGCUAAUUAGAGAACUGGUUCUAAGAGAGGAAAUUAAAACUGAAAUCAAAAAUGAUUUGAGAAGAGAACAGGAGAUGAGGGAAGAUACAGCUUCUAGAGGAGAGAGCUCAUCCCAAAGAAACGCUGAGCCUGUAGAGACAAGAGUCAAUCAAGAAGUCGUGGGAAACACGGGGGGCGAUAAGAAACAAGAAGCAGAUACAUCGGCCAAAGCCAAGACGCCAAUCCAAGAGAGAAAAUCUUUCCUUCACAAAGCUCUUGCAUCUGCCAUCCAGUCCUCCCUCGAUCAAGAAAGAGAUGCUGAAAUGAAAGAUCUCGAGCAAGGGAAAGAUGAAGCCAUGAAAGAUAUCACGCACGAACUCAAAAAUAGGGCUGAGGUUGAGGGGGAAGGCAAUAAUCCGGACGAGGAGUGGACUGAGCUUCGAUAUUAG
Messenger RNA from Botrytis byssoidea, 1209 nucleotides. RefSeq lists its product as uncharacterized. Bases 1 to 1209 code for a protein of 402 amino acids. The transcript has a single exon. NCBI's taxonomy places the organism in Eukaryota, Fungi, Ascomycota, Leotiomycetes, Helotiales, Sclerotiniaceae. The record is from RefSeq and is a predicted model, not a curated record.